AUGGCGCUGUCGAGCGGUGAUGCGAGGAAGCGAUUCGAGGCCGAGAACAAGAUCGCGACCGAAGACCCUGACCACAUCUACAAGUACGAUGAGGCCAAGCACCAGGGCUGGACCAGCCAGCGUUUGUGGCAGAAAGACCCCAACUACUUCAAGAAGGUCAAGAUCUCUGCCGUUGCGUUGCUCAAGAUGGUGAUGCACGCGCGGUCGGGCGGCAAGCUCGAAGUGAUGGGCUUGAUGCAGGGCAAGAUCGACGGCGAUACCAUGAUCGUGAUGGAUUCGUUCGCCCUGCCCGUCGAGGGCACCGAGACGCGAGUCAACGCGCAGGUGGAGGCCUAUGAGUACAUGGUCAGCUACCUCGAGCUCAUCGGGCAGGCCGGUCGUCUGGAGAACGCCAUCGGUUGGUACCACAGCCACCCCGGCUACGGCUGCUGGCUCUCCGGUAUCGACGUCGGCACGCAGAUGCUCAACCAGCAGUACCAGGAGCCUUGGCUCGCCGUCGUCAUCGAUCCCACCCGCACCAUCUCCGCUGGCAAGGUCGAGCUGGGCGCCUUCAGGACGUACCCCGAGGACUACAAGGCCCCCGAUGAGGCCCCGUCCGAGUACCAGACCAUUCCCAUCUCCAAGAUCGAGGAUUUUGGUGUGCACUGUAAACAAUACUACCCGCUCGAGGUCUCGUACUUCAAGUCGUCGCUCGACUCGCAGCUGCUCGACCUCCUGUGGAACAAGUACUGGGUCAACACCCUCUCCUCCUCGCCUCUUCUUGCCAACCGUGACUACUUUGCUGGAGCGAUCCACGAUCUGUCGGAGAAGCUGGAGCAGGCGGAGACGCAGCUGUCACACAGCGGGCGCAUGGGCGGCUACCUGGCGCCGGAGAAGAAGAAGGAGGAGUCGCAGCUGGCCAAGCUCACCAAGGACUCGACCAAGACGACGAUCGAGCAGGUGCACGGGCUCAUGGCCCAGGUCAUGAAGGACAUCCUCUUCAACAUCAACAAGUCCGAGACCUCGUCCUCCUCUUCCUCUUCUCAGUGA
Acanthamoeba castellanii str. Neff is the source of this 1029-nucleotide messenger RNA. RefSeq names its product signalosome complex protein. Gene Ontology annotation, biological process: protein deneddylation. The record is from RefSeq and is a predicted model, not a curated record. The coding region runs from base 1 to 1029 and encodes 342 amino acids. Gene Ontology annotation, cellular component: COP9 signalosome; cytoplasm. Gene Ontology annotation, molecular function: metallopeptidase activity; protein binding; deNEDDylase activity. NCBI's taxonomy places the organism in Eukaryota, Discosea, Longamoebia, Acanthamoebidae. The transcript is spliced from 6 exons.